Messenger RNA from Gryllus bimaculatus (two-spotted cricket), 1493 nucleotides. NCBI's taxonomy places the organism in Eukaryota, Metazoa, Arthropoda, Insecta, Orthoptera, Gryllidae. The record is from the annotation of a GenBank genome assembly.
GAGAAUGAAGCUUCACAGUUAACUUCAGCAAUUUCAAAAUGUUUUAAUAAUAUAUUUCAUUUUAAACAUAACAAUUAUACAUAAUAAAUGCGAGGUAAAGUGUUUCGAAUGAAUCACCUUGCAUCUUCAAUCUUCAGGCAAAAUAAUAUAGUUAGCACCACCUACGCACUGAAUCAUGAGGCGCAUUGAUUCUUCUUUUACAUCUACCUUACAAAAAGGACAUGAGACGCGCGGCUUCAAAUAUAAUGUUGAUAAGGUUACAAAUUCGGAGCUGCUUUUCUUCUUUUGAAGCGUCAUUUGAUUUUAUGAACUUGACCUUAACUCGAUCCGAUUAUCACAACUCGUGCUCUGGCCGACCCGUAGCCUCCACAAGCAGACAAGCGGAUUAUCUAGGCCACAGCAUUCGUCGUUGAGGAUCUCGCGCACUCUAGAAGCAAGACUGUGAAAUGAAGUUUGGAAAAAACAGUGUGGAAGCCGAUGACGUAUGGACACGUGAGCAGUUCAAAGCAGAAGCCGCGCGCAUCCUGGACGUGUCGUGGCAGGUGAUGCACACGGCGGAAUGGCGCUUGCAGAAGCAGUCGGCCGUUGGCGACGCCUUCAGCGCCAAACCUCCUGGGAUGAACCAGAUAUUUAAAAUAAAGGGCGUUGUGGAUAUGGCACCAGAGGCACUGCUACAGUUGCUGUUCGACAGUCCAGACGAGUAUGCAAAGUGGAAUCCUGUAAUUGUGGAAUCGCUACUUUUGGAGCGUGUGGACGAGCGGGUGCACGUGUCGUACCAAGUGACGGCGGAGCGGCUGGGCGGGCUGGUGGCGCGCCGGGACUUCGUGGUGCUGUCGGCGUGGCAGGAGCGCGACGGCGCGCUGGUGCUGGCCAACGUCUCCGUGCCGCAUCCCGCCGCGCCGCCGCCCGACACCUACAUCAGGGGUGAGAAUCGCCCGGGCUGCUACGUCAUCCGACCAGUUCCUGGCGAGUCCAACAAGUCGCGAGUGGAAUGGUACCUGGACACCAACCUGAAGGGAUGGCUUCCUCAGAAGAUUCUCGACGCAGCUUUCUGUUCGAUAUUAACAGAAAAUUUGAAGAACUUGAAGAAUUAUAUUUCAAAGUGAAUAUUUAAUGUAUUUCAGCCUUAACUGGAAUUUCUUAUUUAAAAUGAUAAAAAAGGCUUUGCGCCAUCUUAAAAAUAUUAAUACGAUGCAUUUAGCAGACAGUAAUACAUUACAAAUUAUAUUACAAAAAUGCAGUAAUGGAAAUAUAAUUUAAUGAUUUUAUUGUGAUAUCAUUACUGAAAAAGUACUUUGUACUCUUAAGGGUACUAACUAGUCUGGGCCCAACGAAAAAAAUCAUUCUCAGGAAAUGGGAUACCAAUGUACAAACGAGUGCAUGUGUGCAAUUAUUUUCAAAUAAAGAUUAACGCUCAUGGAGCUUGAGAUAUUUUUAUUGAUAUCAAAUUGGAGGAUGUAUUUUUUCAUAUUUUAUUUCCUGUGUCACUUCCC